UGUAAUAUCUCGAUCUUCUCAUGUAAUGCUAUGCAUGUGUGUGUGCUGCUAUGUUAUUAGGUUAUUACGGGAAAGAUAUUAGAGCGUUCACGCUUUUCGCUACGGUAAAUGCUACUGCGCGGAUAACACUCGCGGCAAGAUAUCCGCAUGAGGGUGUGCGUUAUCAGGUCUCAUGGCAAAACCGGAGCGGCUCCGUUUCACAAUUCUCGAUGACUUGAUACUUUUACGGGAGGUCUCGAGGCAAAACCCAUACGAGGAGAGUGACAGGUGGAAAACUGUCGCCGAGCGAGUCGUAAAUGCGACGCAGAAGAACUUCAGUUUACGCUGUGUCAAGGAACAUGUUGAUCAUCUGCUAAAAAUUUGGACCCGAGAGGGCCGUGCACACUUGAGGAAAUCGGGAACCGAGGAACAAUACAAUGAGAAAGAACAACUUCUACAGCAAGUGCAAGAUCUACAAAGAGAGUUCAGGCGCUCUAGCAAAAGUAUCAGCUCCAAUGCACACAAAUUUGAACUAGAACAAGCAAGAGACCUAACCUUGGAGAACAUUUCUGAUACUUUGGAGGUAAUAAUAGAGGAACCAAUGAUGACAUCCUUGUCUUCAUCUAUUCCGACCUCAGCAUUCUUACCCAUUGCAUUACCAUCGCCAACCUCAUCAUCUUCAUCGUCGUCGUCGACUCCGUUAACUUCAGCAAGUCCACUGCGAUCGCCAAAUGCGUCACCAUCAAGAACGGGAGGACCAAUGAGAAAUAAAGUGCAUCAUGAUGCGAUAAAGAAGACAACGUUACAAUUUUUGCAAGAGAGACAUAAAAAAGAGAUAGAAUUUCAAGAGAAACAAUUCUGUCUGGAAGAGAGGAGAAUCCAACUGGAAGAAGAAAAAUUUAAAAUCGAAAGGAAGGAACGUGAAGCGAGACUUGAAUUGGAGAUUGAAGAAAGAAGACAAAGGAUCGCUGUUUCCAAACAGAAACAAGAGAUUCUGGAGAUAUUGUUACAACUGAUACAUAAACCUUGAUUAUUUUUAUAAGUGAUAAUUUUUUUGUUUUAUUGGUUUAUAAAUAAAACUACUGUUACAGCAA
Molecule: messenger RNA, 1073 nt
Organism: Ooceraea biroi (clonal raider ant)
Lineage: Eukaryota; Metazoa; Arthropoda; Insecta; Hymenoptera; Formicidae
Product: stress response protein NST1
Source: RefSeq, a predicted model, not a curated record